AUGGUUGGUGUUCGCAAUAAGUGUGCGAUUGUGCUUGAGCCCGGGCAAACAGAUCAUGAAGAGGAGCUGCACUCGUGUGCAAAGCGAUCUCUUGGUGGAAGAACUAACGUACAUGGGUGCACGGAAAAAUGUGAAGCGUGCGACUACUUUUGCGAGAAACCUGUAGGACACAGCGGAAAGCACUCAACCGCUCAUGGAAAUAUGCGGAACAUGCGAUUUGUUAGCAGGGAUGCGACUAUUGAGUGGAACGAGCACAAGUAUGCGCCAGGAGAGGAAGCAGUUGCGGAAAUGUGCAAUCUGUCCUGCUCUACUGCUGGACGAGGGCAUGUUCAUUAUCUGAGCUGCUCUUACGAAAGUGCUGAUCGAUGUGUUUAUUCUGGGACGCACGAUCAUCGCCGCCACUGCGACUCGUCACUUCUCGAACCGCGGCCGUCGAAAGAACUUGAUGAGGUUUUACACGCUGAAUACUGGGAGACAGUCGGUUGGGAAGAUCCUUGCCAUUCGGCAGGCGAGCGAGCACUAUUUGUCAAGUGUCCGUAUGUGUGCAACUCGAUCGAGCACGAGAGCGACAGAGCAGUGCCGUCUGGCUGUGACCUGCCUGCUUGGCAUGAGCCUGUCACCACCAAUGCGUACUCUGUACGCAAUGGAAUUUCGUACAUCAACGGUCACCGUUUCAACUGCUCUCACCCAUCGACCGAUACUUUCCACCAUAUUUUCGUGCUGGACUGUUCGGGUUCGAUGAAAGGAGGCCCGUGGAACGCCCUGGUAAAAGGUGUGCGAGAUUAUCUGUUGAACCAGAUGGCGAGCGGUCGUCAACAGGACACUGUGUCGGCCGUCACGUUUGGGGAUGAUGGCCGCAUCGUCUACGAACGCGAAGAGAUCGCAAAUGCAGUGACGCAGUACGUGGACUUCCGUGGUGGCGGCACGUACUAUGCAAAAGGACUGAGGGCAGCUAGCGCUAUCAUUUCGCGGACGAACAUGAAACUGUACCGACCUGUGGUGGUCUUUUUCACGGAUGGCCGUCCUGCUGAUGCGAAGCAAGGGUUGAAGCUUGCAAAAGAUAUGCGGUGGCGCUACGGAAUGUCAGGGCUGCGAGUAUUUGUGGUCGGGUACGGGAAAAAAAAUGAAGAUGGACUGCAACUUCUUUCAGACCAUCUCGGUGGAUCUGUACACAAAGCCAGUUCCCUUGAAGGUCUUGUGGACACGUUCCGUUCUAUUUCGACGUCAUUAGGGGCUCGUACGGGGCUCAUUUGCAGCAAAAGCAAAUACGCCUAA
Peronospora matthiolae is the source of this 1275-nucleotide messenger RNA. NCBI's taxonomy places the organism in Eukaryota, Oomycota, Peronosporomycetes, Peronosporales, Peronosporaceae. The record is from the annotation of a GenBank genome assembly.